Molecule: messenger RNA, 2672 nt
Organism: Ficedula albicollis (Collared flycatcher)
Lineage: Eukaryota; Metazoa; Chordata; Aves; Passeriformes; Muscicapidae
Gene: TSPO2
Product: translocator protein 2
Exons: 6
Coding region: 471-965 (164 amino acids)
Cellular component (GO): membrane; endoplasmic reticulum
Molecular function (GO): cholesterol binding
Source: RefSeq, a predicted model, not a curated record
AGCAGGGACACACGAUGAAUUUGACAGGGACACCCCAUAAAUGUGACAGUGAAACCCCUGAAUGUGACAGGGACAUUCCACGAGUGUGCCAGGCAGGGACAUCCAGAAGUGUGCCAGGGACACCCCUGAAUGUGCCAGGCACUCCCCUGAAGCUCCGGGUUUAAUCUGAUGCAGCCCCACCGCACCGCCCAGUUCGGGGUUUUUUGGGUAAAACCCCGGUGCCACCCGCGCCACUCGGGGAUCGGAUGUCCUGGAUGUCCCAGCGCUUCCCUCGGCCAGGCGGAGCGAGGCACUGACCCAGGUGCAUUUUGUGCUCGUGCUGACAGCUCAGAACUGCGCUCCUGCCUGGCAUUCCUGAGGAAUGUUAAUCGGGAUUUAAUUCCUGGAUGGAUCCAGAGGGAAACGGGAAUUUGGGGACGAUGGAAGAGUGGCAGAGCAGGAAAAAAGCGAUUUGAAGCCCCCGAGGGAGGAUGUGGGCUUACACCGUGGGCUUCACCGUCCUGCCCCACGUCGGAGGAUUCCUGGGCUGGUUCCUCAACAGGAAGGAAAUCCCAGCGUGGUACGAGAAGCUGAAGAAACCUGCCUGGUGCCCGUCGCGCCGAGUGUUCCCCGUGGCCUGGACCAUGCUGUACACGGGCAUGGGCUACGCCUCCUACCUGGUGUGGAACGACCUGGGUGGCUGCAGCAGCAAAGCCAUCGUGCCCCUGGGGCUCUACGGGGCUCAGCUGGUGCUCAACUGGGCAUGGCCGCCCUUGUUCUUCGGUGCCCGCAACCUCAACAUGGCUCUGAUUGACAUCCUGUGCCUGGACGGGCUGGCCGUGGGCACGCUGUGCUCCUGGUACCGCAUCAACCGCGUGGCAGCGCUGCUGCUGCUGCCCUACCUGGGCUGGCUGGCCAUGGCCACCUGCCUGACCAUCCGCAUCUGGAGGGACAACCCCGAGCAGAAGGCGGCCAAGAGCGACUAAACCUUCAACCGAGUUCUGUCUGAAUUUACUCCGCUUAAACCAUCCCCAGGUGUAAUAAUCUGGGGGGUUUGAUUUUCCUUUCUCCUCCUCUCACCUCCAUCGUGAGAUGUUUGCACCAUUCUCUCCUUUAAACUGGGUCUUCUCCAGUGGGUUUGGGGGCUCCAGCUGUUCCCUUAAUGGCACCCAAUCAAAUUUCAGCAGGGAAAUGAUCUGGAAUAAUUCACGGUGGGCACCCAAUCAAAUUCCAGCAGGGAAAUGACCUGGAAUAACUCACGGUGGGCACCCAAUCAAAUUCCAGCAGGGAAAUGAUCUGAAAUAAUUCACAGUGGGCACCCAAUCAAAUUCCAGCAGUGAAAUUAUCUGGAAUAAUUCACGGUGGGCACCCAAUCAAAUUCCAGCAGGGAAAUGACCUGGAAUAACUCACGGUGGGCACCCAAUCAAAUUCCAGCAGGGAAAUGAUCUGAAAUAAUUCACAGUGGGCACCCAAUCAAAUUCCAGCAGUGAAAUUAUCUGGAAUAAUUCACGGUGGGCACCCAAUCAAAUUCCAGCAGGGAAAUGACCUGGAAUAACUCACGGUGGGCACCCAAUCAAAUUCCAGCAGGGAAAUGAUCUGAAAUAAUUCACAGUGGGCACCCAAUCAAAUUCCAGCAGUGAAAUUAUCUGGAAUAAUUCACGGUGGGCACCCAAUCAAAUUCCAGCAGGGAAAUGACCUGGAAUAACUCACGGUGGGCACCCAAUCAAAUUCCAGCAGGGAAAUGAUCUGAAAUAAUUCACAGUGGGCACCCAAUCAAAUUCCAGCAGUGAAAUUAUCUGGAAUAAUUCACGGUGGGCACCCAAUCAAAUUCCAGCAGGGAAAUGACCUGGAAUAACUCACGGUGGGCACCCAAUCAAAUUCCAGCAGGGAAAUGAUCUGAAAUAAUUCACAGUGGGCACCCAAUCAAAUUCCAGCAGUGAAAUUAUCUGGAAUAAUUCACGGUGGGCACCCAAUCAAAUUCCAGCAGGGAAAUGACCUGGAAUAACUCACGGUGGGCACCCAAUCAAAUUCCAGCAGGGAAAUGAUCUGAAAUAAUUCACAGUGGGCACCCAAUCAAAUUCCAGCAGUGAAAUUAUCUGGAAUAAUUCACGGUGGGCACCCAAUCAAAUUCCAGCAGGGAAAUGACCUGGAAUAACUCACGGUGGGCACCCAAUCAAAUUCCAGCAGGGAAAUGAUCUGAAAUAAUUCACAGUGGGCACCCAAUCAAAUUCCAGCAGUGAAAUUAUCUGGAAUAAUUCACGGUGGGCACCCAAUCAAAUUCCAGCAGGGAAAUGACCUGGAAUAACUCACGGUGGGCACCCAAUCAAAUUCCAGCAGGGAAAUGAUCUGAAAUAAUUCACAGUGGGCACCCAAUCAAAUUCCAGCAGUGAAAUUAUCUGGAAUAAUUCACGGUGGGCACCCAAUCAAAUUCCAGCAGGGAAAUGACCUGGAAUAACUCACGGUGGGCACCCAAUCAAAUUCCAGCAGGGAAAUGAUCUGAAAUAAUUCACAGUGGGCACCCAAUCAAAUUCCAGCAGUGAAAUUAUCUGGAAUAAUUCACGGUGGGCACCCAAUCAAAUUCCAGCAGGGAAAUGACCUGGAAUAACUCACGGUGGGCACCCAAUCAAAUUCCAGCAGGGAAAUGAUCUGAAAUAAUUCACAGUGGGCACCCAAUCAAAUUCCAGCAGUGAAAU